AGAUCUACCAUUCUGUCGGAGAGGAAGUACACCCUCUGCUGCAGACAAGUUUUUCCCUUAAUGAGGAACUUGGUUGAUUUGUUCACUACCUGAUCAUUUUCCGCCUGUUCAGAUAAGAAUGAGUCACGCGGAGCUGUGUCGGCGCUGCCUGAUGGCGUACACGGCGAUCCUCGUCGCGCUCUCUGACGUCUACCUCUUCUCGAACUGGGGCAUGCACAGCAGCUACGUCGCGGUGCGGGAGGAGAUGCUCGCCCACACCGACGGCGCCGGUGACUUAGAGGGCGUUGCCUUCGCCGAGUCUGGCGGGGCGGAGUAUCUGCUGGUGCUCCUCUACUUCAUCUUCCACGUGGUUAUUUUAGCUUUGGUGCUCGCAGGCCGGCGACGCAAUACCGUGAUGACUGUGGCGUGCGCCAUGCUGCUGGCCUGCUCGGUGAUGUACAUCCUCUUCUACGGCUGCCUCCUCCUGCAGGCUCGGCUGGAGCGGCAUCAGUCGUUGACGAGCCCGAACGGGGUGCCUAUGCGGAAGCCGGACAAGCCGGCGCCGUAUAAGCUCACGGCGCAGGACGUGGACCGCACCAUUGCCUCGGGGAGUGCAGGCGCAGAGGCGGUGGUGGACACGGCUCCUCCCGGCCAGCGCGAAGGCACGUGUCAGGGAAGUGGCGGGAUGGGCUCCGGCGCGGCUCUGUCCUACUCCGAGAUGGCGUGGACCGUGCUGGAGACGUUGGUGGACGUUUUAGCGGCGAUUGUGGCCGGUCCGGAGGAGGAGAACGAUGACGCGGCCGGCGUGCAGCGCUACCACCCCGACGGGAUGCCCAUUGGCCCUACCCCGCCGUUCGCCUCCAUUCGUCGGACGAGUUUGCUGCUGAUGAGCGUGGUGGGCUUCGUGCUGUCCUUGUGGGGUGUGAUGACCUUUGAUUUGGGUUCGGAGAGCGUUGCCCGUGCGUCGAACCCGGGGCUGACCGCGUCGGCUCUUUCGCAGCUGUCGUCCUCGCCAGCAGGGGCGACAGGACGCAACGGGCGGCAGGACAGGUCUGACGAGCGCCGCCGUGCGCGCGUUGCUACCGCAACGCAGGAAGAGCUGGCAACUUCGGCUGCGACAGAUCCAAAGAAGAAUCAAUAG
Molecule: messenger RNA, 1120 nt
Organism: Leptomonas pyrrhocoris
Lineage: Eukaryota; Euglenozoa; Kinetoplastea; Trypanosomatida; Trypanosomatidae
Exons: 1
Coding region: 119-1120 (333 amino acids)
Source: RefSeq, a predicted model, not a curated record